GAAGCCAAUCUCACAACGUGUUCUCCUCGGCGACACCCACCUGAUCUCCCCUCCCCCCCCUUGCUGUGUGUCCUCCAACUGCACCACUAGUUCUUCCACCACCCCCUCCCCUUUGAUCUUUUUAGCUUCCCCCAACCCUCGUACGCCAUAAGAAGAAGAAGAAGAAGAAGAAGAAGCAGCAGCCCCUUCGAUGGAGCUGCAUCCCGGAUCCGCAAUAGUCAUUGCCCCCGCGAAUCGGGGACCGGGAGUCCGCGUCGAGCUGGUGCCGUCAUCAUCUUCGGAGGAUCCACCAGCCAAGAGCUCGGAAGAGCUCGUCGAUGCAUGCUCGAAGAAAAGCACUCGCGAAGAGCGCGCGGCGUGCUCGACGGAGGUCGCGAUGGAGCGCGUCGGAGCCCACGCGGCCGAGGAAAGCGGGCGGGAGAGGCUUAAGAGGCACAGGAUGGAGAUGGCGGGGCGGGUGUGGAUACCGGAGACAUGGGGGCAGGAGAAUCGACUAAAGGAUUGGAUCGACAGCUCGGUGUUCGACAGGCCUCUCGUUCCCAAGGGUUUGGUGUCGGCCAGGGAGGCGCUGGUGGAGGCGUGUCGACGGACGAGCUCCCGCUCGCGGCAGAUAAGAAACCCAUGCUAAUCAAUUCUCGGUCCUCAUCAUCACAUGCUGUGUGUGUGUGUUCGCUUGCUCGCUUGCUUGCUUGAUGAUAUCAUAUGCUUGCUCGCAUGGAACAAAAGCAAAUCUAUUAGUAUUCGCUCAGCUUUGACAUUGAAACGUGUAAUAUUAUUAGUAUUGACUGCUUCUCAUUCAUGUCACCUUCUCUAUUGAUCGCAGCGGUUCACGAACAGUGCAUGCAUGUGUUUCUCGAAAA
This is a messenger RNA of Musa acuminata subsp. malaccensis (wild Malaysian banana), 860 nucleotides long. Its product is annotated as protein BIC1-like. NCBI's taxonomy places the organism in Eukaryota, Viridiplantae, Streptophyta, Magnoliopsida, Zingiberales, Musaceae. The record is from RefSeq and is a predicted model, not a curated record. Gene Ontology annotation, biological process: blue light signaling pathway.